Arachis ipaensis is the source of this 882-nucleotide messenger RNA. The record is from RefSeq and is a predicted model, not a curated record. Lineage: Eukaryota; Viridiplantae; Streptophyta; Magnoliopsida; Fabales; Fabaceae.
AUGUCGAUGCUGAUAAACGGCUCGCCGUCUAAGCCUUUCAAGAUGGAAAGAGGUUUGAGACAAGGUGACCCACUAUCUCUGUUCUUGUUUGUACUGGUUGUGGAUGUGCUGCAUCGAAUGAUUGGAGAGGCAGUGAGGAAUGGUCAUAUAUCUCCUUUGCUGGUUGGUAGAGAUAGUGUAGCGUUGUCACACCUUCAGUUUGCUGAUGACACUAUUCUCUUUUGCCCACCAGAAGAGGAGACUAUUAAGAAUUACAAGAGGCUUCUGCGAUGCUUCGAGUUGAUGUCAGGCCUGAGUAUCAAUUUUGAUAAGUCCAGCCUGAUUCCAAUUAAUUGUGAGGAGCAAUGGGUCGAGCGUAUGUGUAACUUGCUGGAUUGUAAAGGGGAUGCCCUUCUAGUUAAAUACCUUGGAAUCUCUCUAGGAGCUAAUCUGAUGUUGGUGAAGACAUGGAAGCCUAUAAUAGAAAAGGUAGAGGAGAAACUCAGCUUGUGGAAAGCUAAGGUGCUAAACAAAGCUGGGAAGUUGGUGCUUAUCAAAUCAGUGUUGAACAGUCUGCCAGUAUACUAUUUGAGCUUGUUCAAGAUGCCGAAAGCUAUUGCUGAAAAAUUGAUUUCGCUACAGAGAAGAUUCAUGUGGAGUUCAGAAGAGGGUAGGACUGGUAUGGCAUUAGUAAGGUGGGAAGUGGUGCAGGCGCCGAAGAAAUUAGGUGAGCUGGGAGUUGGGGAUGCUAUGGUUCGUAACACAGCACUGUUGUUUAAGUGGUGGUGGCGAUUUGCAAAGGAAGAGUGCCCACUGUGGAAAAAGGUCGUAUGUUCUUGCCAUAAUCUAAAUCCCUAUGAGCUACUGUCGACUCAAGAACUGCCUACUAGAGAAGGACCAUAG